AAUAACUGAAACCAGUCACACACAAGUCGUCAUGUCGUUAAUACAUUACUCAUGCGCAUACCUUUCGUGAAUCUGAAAAGUCGGAACGUUAAGCCAUUGCUAAAUGUGUUGAUUUCUAAGCUGCGAACACAACUUGCGUUGAUGGGUGAUAUUAACUGUUUAAAAUUAGAUCGAAUACGAAACAUUCAAAAAUUAUUAAUACAGUGAUCAACUUAAUUAUUAUUAUUAUUAUUAUUUCAAAUGUAAGAAGUGAAAAACCUUAAUGCAACACGUGUUUGACCCGAUCAGUGUAGACUACCGUCAUUAGUAUGGCUUUAUAGGUGAAGAAGUAGUAUGGGAUUUAUUUAUUUCUUAUUUUCCUCGCGUUUCCUCACAGUAACGAAACAGUGUGUUGAAAGAAGUAGACAUGAAAUUGCAACCAGCACUUCAAAUUUGUACCAUACUUCUGUGCGCUGCUCAAUUGAAGUAUAUUGAGUCAUCGGGGUUCGGAAAGUGUCCCAACUACCCCUCAAUGCCAAAGUUCAACAUGACUAAAUUUCUUGGGAAAUGGUAUGAGGUGGAAAGAUCGUUUUACCUACCAGAAAUUGCAUCCGGUUGUACCACACUUACUUUCGAAAAUACAACCAUACGUGACAUCGACGGUCGACCGCAGCUAGAAAUCGCCAUUAAAACAGUAAACCGAUGGACAGGAAACCCUUCAGUAAGCAUAGGUGAUGCUAUCACAGAGAAUGAGAAAUCUUCUAUUAUGUCGGUGCAGUUAAAAACAAGGCUUCCCAGUGCGUUGGCUAAGCUUUUGCCCGGCUCAGGAAAAUAUCAAAUCCUGUAUACCAAUUAUAAUGAUUUUGCUAUUCUCUGGUCGUGUUCCAGUUUUGUUGCCGUUUAUGCCGAUCAAAUUUGGUUACUUGGACGAGAGAGGGAUUAUUCUGCAGACACGAGAAAAAAAAUUUACAGUGCAUUGACACAGCUUAGUCUAGACCCCGAGAGAUUAUUCAUAUCCAAGAACAAUGGCUGUCCAAAUACUCUGUGAUUGCACCGGAUUUUUUUUUUUUUUUUGAAAGAAUCGAUGAUAAAUGCUCAUCGAGUAUAAAAUAAUAAUAGGAUUUGUGAUUAAUAGAUAAUGUCUGGUACAUUUUGGAAAUUAUUUUGAUAUACCAACGAAUAAGUCAACAAAUAUGACCCGCACAUAGGAAUGCUAAAGCUGAGAUUACCUAUUAUAAUAUAAAAUCAAAAUACAACGAAAAAUGCAAGCUAAAAAAAUAAAAUGUUUUGAUACCAUAA
Messenger RNA from Wyeomyia smithii (pitcher-plant mosquito), 1278 nucleotides. Its product is annotated as apolipoprotein D-like. The record is from RefSeq and is a predicted model, not a curated record. The coding region runs from base 407 to 1027 and encodes 206 amino acids. Lineage: Eukaryota; Metazoa; Arthropoda; Insecta; Diptera; Culicidae. The transcript is spliced from 5 exons.